ACUACACCAAACAAACACUGCACCUUACUAGAGCUGUAGUGUAUGUCUAAUUCUUAUACUUUCAAGAUUCUUCCUUUGCUCUUCUUCUUUAAGUUUUCCAUAAUUGGGUUUCUCUAAAGACUUCAUUUUUAGUUUAAAACUACUUUUUUUUUUUUUGGGUUUUAUGUAUGAAGUGUUAGAGGAAGAUUAUGGUGUGUAGGGCUUAAUGGAGUCAAAGAUAUGCAUGAAUGGAUUAUGUGGGGCAAAUUCUUCAAUUGAAUGGAAAAAAGGUUGGCCUUUGCGAUCUGGUGAAUUUGCUAGCCUUUGUGAUAAGUGCGGGACUGCUUAUGAGCAACUAGUCUUCUGUGAUUUAUUCCACUCGGAGGACACUGGUUGGAGGGAGUGUAUUUCAUGUGGCAAGCGUCUUCAUUGCGGAUGCAUUGCUUCUAGCUCUUUGCUGGAGUUGCUCGAUAGUGGGGGCAUUAAUUGUGUCAGCUGUGCGAGGAGUAGUCAACGACAUGCUACACCAAAUCAUGAGAAGCCCAAAGCUUUUGGAAAUUCUAUCUCAAACAGUGUUGGUGAAACGCCUUCAACUUCUUUGGGAAGUCAGAUGAAUGGUUCUGAACCUAAUAAAAGAGAGGGUAUUGAUAGUAUUGAUCCAGCACUUCUUCUCCCACACCAGAAUGACAUCGCAAAUAGGCCUAUAAGCCAAAUAAAAAUGGAAGAAGCCUUCCAUCCUGCUGGAGAUUCUGGAAGCACAUUUUCGUCAAAUUACAAAGGAGUUAAAGAUAUUCAUGGAUCACCAGUACAGACAAACUUAAGUAUAGCUCUGUCUGCACCUUCACCGAACACAAAACUCUUUCCCACUACAAUGGAUGAGGGGGACUUGAACAAGACGAUUUCUUCCUUGCAACAAGGGUCUAGGUCUCGUAAUCUCUUGCCCAAACCCCCAAAAUCUACUUCUGCUUUGGGACCAGAGACAACUGCUGGCAUAAUUUCACAGAUUCGUGUUGCCAGGCCACCUGUUGAAGGUCGAAUUAAGAAUCAGCUGCUUCCACGUUAUUGGCCGAGGAUAACAGAUCAGGAGUUGCAGCAAAUAUCUGGAGACUCAAAUUCCACCAUCAUACCAUUAUUUGAGAAGGUUCUGAGUGCAAGUGAUGCAGGUCGAAUUGGCCGUUUGGUACUUCCUAAAGCAUGUGCUGAAGCAUAUUUCCCACCAAUUUCUCAACCAGAAGGACUUCCUCUGCGGAUUCAGGAUGUGAAGGGCAAAGAAUGGGUAUUCCAGUUCAGAUUUUGGCCAAACAACAACAGCAGAAUGUAUGUUCUUGAGGGUGUGACCCCUUGUAUACAAUCAAUGCAAUUACAAGCUGGAGAUACAGUAACUUUCAGCCGCAUGGAUCCAGAAGGAAAGCUUUUAAUGGGGUUUCGUAAAGCGUCAACUGUUAAUUCAACUCAGGAAAAUCGUCUAUCAGCCAUGUCCAAGAGUGUUUUCUCCACUGAGCCCACCUCCUUCUCUGCAAUGCCUGAGAAUCUACCUCUAAUGAGUGGUUACUCUGGCCUUCUUCAGUCAUUUAAAGGAAGCAGGGAAUCUUCCGUAAAUUUGUCUUCGAAACAUUUCAAUAGUGGCGAUUUUAGCUGGUACUUAACUGAGAAGAAUGGAGGCAGGAAUGCAGAUGGUGCCUUAUCCCCUUCAAUGCCUGUUUCAGAGCGUAAAAGAAGUCGUAAUAUUGGAUCAAAAAGUAAGAGACUGCUCAUUGAUGCCCAUGAUGCUUUGGAGCUCAAACUUUCAUGGGAAGAGUUACAGGAUAUGCUCCGACCACCAAUGAGUGUCCAGCCAACCACUGUUACAAUUGAGGACCAAGAAUUUGAAGAAUAUGAACAACCACCUGUUCUUGGGAAGAGGAGCAUUUUUACUGUCCGCUUAUCCGGGGAGCAGGAGCAAUGGGCUCAAUGUGAUAAUUGUUUUAAGUGGCGAAGGUUGCCAACUGAUUAUCUUCUACCUCCUCGGUGGACAUGUCAAGACAAUAUUUCAGAUCAUAGCAGGUGCUCUUGUUCUGUCCCAGAUGAUCUAACGCCCAGAGAGCUCGAAAAUCUUCUCAAAAUGGACAAGGAUUUAAAGAAACAGAGAAGUGCUGCAAGCCAAAGGCAGGCUCAUGAUUCUUCUGAUUUAGAUUCUCAAGCAAAUGGGAUAAGUAUUGCUGGUGAUGUAAGAGAGCCGGGUCCUGCAUCAGUUGCAACAACAACAAAACACCCAAGGCAUCGACCUGGCUGUUCUUGCAUUGUGUGCAUCCAGCCUCCCAGCGGGAAGGGCAAACAUAAUCCGACAUGUACAUGCAAUGUCUGCAUGACAGUCAAACGCCGUUUCAAGACACUUAUGAUGCGUAAAAAGAAGCGUCAAUCAGAACGUGAAGCGGAACUCAGCCAACAGAGGAAUCAACUUAUGUGGAGCUCCAAGGAAGAUACUGAAGUGGACAGCUUGGUGAAACCAGAAGUUGAACCUUCAGAGAGAGAAAGAUCAGGAAGCGAGACACUGGCGAGGGGCCAUAGCAGCGGCAAUCAAUUGCAGAAGCUUCCGGAAAUAAGUAAGUCGCAAUUAGACUUAAACUGUCAACCAAAUCGUGAAGAUACAGGUUCAUCUCAUAUUAGCAUGAUGUCUCUUCUUCAGCAAGCUUGUCUGCCGCUAGAGACAUAUCUGAGGCAGAAUGGUCUAACAAGCUUGGUUUCUGAGCAACAAGAGAGCUCAGGGUCCCAAGGGUUGCCCCAAGACAACACCAGAGAGAGUGACCUAUGUGUCCACGAGGAUCAAUGCCUUGCUUCUACUGCUCAAGAGCAAGAAAAGGAUGCUGCAAAGGAAAACUCUGAACCAGAUCAAAUUGGAAAAGACCAUAUUCAUGAAACAUGAAAUCUGUUAGCUUGCUAUUGCUCCUUUCCUAUGUUGCUCGGGCUCUUAAAAAAUGUUGAUAGGUGCGUGUUGGAUCCUCCAAAAGUAGUGCAGUUUUGGAGAAUCCAACACGGGUGUUGCGGCAUUUUUGGGGAGUUUGAGCAAUAUAGCUCCUUUCUAUUCUUUUUUCUUGAUGGACCAACAAUAUAGGAGAUUUCCACUUAUCCCCAUAUCCCUCCACCUUGUUGAUAUCUUGUGGAGUAGUUAUUAGGAGUAUGUCAAGUAAUUGGAUAUUAAAAUAUUUGUGUUUAUAGGCUGUACUACGUGUGUCCUGAAAAAUGUAUUUAGAUGCUUUUCCUCAUGAGUUUAAAUGUCAUAUAAUUUACAGUA
Messenger RNA from Lycium ferocissimum, 3250 nucleotides. RefSeq names its product B3 domain-containing transcription repressor VAL2-like. The record is from RefSeq and is a predicted model, not a curated record. Gene Ontology annotation, molecular function: zinc ion binding; DNA binding. The coding region runs from base 206 to 2881 and encodes 891 amino acids. NCBI's taxonomy places the organism in Eukaryota, Viridiplantae, Streptophyta, Magnoliopsida, Solanales, Solanaceae. The transcript has 12 exons.